This is a messenger RNA of Alternaria atra, 1446 nucleotides long. RefSeq lists its product as uncharacterized. The transcript has a single exon. The record is from RefSeq and is a predicted model, not a curated record. Gene Ontology annotation, biological process: transmembrane transport. Gene Ontology annotation, molecular function: transmembrane transporter activity. The coding region runs from base 1 to 1446 and encodes 481 amino acids. Gene Ontology annotation, cellular component: fungal-type vacuole membrane. NCBI's taxonomy places the organism in Eukaryota, Fungi, Ascomycota, Dothideomycetes, Pleosporales, Pleosporaceae.
AUGAGUGCCAAUCCCGACGUCGAGAAAGCGACAACAUCGGAGUUCGGAGAAGCGCACACCGAACGCAACCAUGACGCAUCGUACGCAUCAAUAAGGGUGCCAUCAAGAACAACGUCACAACAUGAAGAGGAGCAGAUCACAAGGAUACCAACGCAAACGUCUCAUAUAUCUCGUACCAGGAAGUCAGUUAUCGGGCUGGCAAAGACUAUCACCGCUCGUUCAAAUGCAUCCGUCAUCGACCCUGGACCACCGCCCGAUGGAGGCACCAAAGCUUGGGUGCAGGCAUUCAUGGGUCAUUUCGUAAUCUUCAACACGUGGGGAAUGAUUGCGACAUUCGGCGUCUUUCAACAGCACUACACCCUUGACUUAGGCCUUGAGCCAUCAGCUGUAUCUUGGAUCGGAAGCUUCCAGAUGCUAGGUCACUUCUCACUGGGCAUGUUGACUGGUCGAUUGUUCGAUGCGGGAUACUUUUACUGGUCCGUGAUACCCGGAAUGCUCAUUUCCUGCCUAGGCAUGUUCAUGACCAGUCUGUGUACGAAGUAUUGGCAAUUCUUCCUUGCACAGGGUGUGAUGAACGGAAUUGGAAACGGCAUGCAGUUUGCUCCCGUUCUGGGGCUCGUCAGCACCUACUUUGCGAAAAACCGAAGUGUGGCGCUAGCGAUCAUGGCUUCUGGCAGCGCAACGGGCGGACUGGUAUAUCCGACGAUUGCACGACAACUACUUCCCAAAAUCGGGUUUCCAUGGACAGUCAGGGUGAUGGGAUUCAUGAUGUUGGCUAUGGGGACAUGCUACUGCUCACUGCUGAAACCACGGCUACCUCCGAGAAAGUCUGGACCGGUGCUUGAACUAAAUGCGUUCAGAGAGUUGCCGUACAGCGUGUUCCUGAUCGGAGUCUUCCUUAUCGCUCUGGGACAGUACUUCGCCUUCUAUUACAUCUCAUCGUUCGCGGUCGAUAUUCUCGACCUACCAUACGGUACCUCCAUCAAUGUCCUCCUGGUACUAAACGGCGUGGGCGUUCUCGGUCGCCUCGUACCCUCUUACUUCGCUGACAAGUACACCGGGCCGUACAACAUUCUCAUACCCUUUUGCUUCGUUUCGGCUUUUGUUCUGUACUUUUGGCCUCUCGUCAACAGCGAAUCUAGCCUAUAUGCUUGGGCAGUGUGCUACGGUUUCUUCGUUGCGGGCUUUCAGGGUAUCUUCCCGGCCGCAAUGACUACGCUGACGAAGGAUAUGAGCAAAGUAGGCACAAGAAAUGGCCAAGGCCUUGCGAUUGUGGGGCUGGGUACUUUCAUCGGGCCGCCAAUCGCAGGAGCGCUGAUACAAAGCAAUGGAGGAGGUUAUCUAAGUGCGCAGAUAUUCGCAGGCACUGCAGUGUUGCUUGGAAGUUGCAUUUUGGUCGUAGGGCGAUGGAGUAUCACAGGAUUGAAUUUGAAAGUACGAGUAUAG